Molecule: messenger RNA, 1089 nt
Organism: Diuraphis noxia (Russian wheat aphid)
Lineage: Eukaryota; Metazoa; Arthropoda; Insecta; Hemiptera; Aphididae
Product: cAMP-specific 3',5'-cyclic phosphodiesterase, isoform I-like
Source: RefSeq, a predicted model, not a curated record
AUGAUCUCGAAGUUGGCACAGGAAAAUAUGGCUGAGUGCUAUAGAGAAGAAAUUGAUGGAACUAAAUGGCUGCAUCGACAAAGACGACAGGAUCAUCUUGGCCGCGCUGGUCGCACCAGAUCUAACGGCAAGCGUGAUCGAGCAGCCGGCGGCGUGGGGGGCGCGUCAAGCAAGUGCAGCUGGUGGUGCUGCUGCUGCCAGAGCUGUCGUCGCCGUCGCCUUCGCCACAGCCGCCGGGCCGCCGACGCCGCAGCAACAGCAUCCGAAGCCGGCGACGACCUGCAGCAACAGCAACAGCCACAGCCACAGCAGCAAACUGAAACCACAGAAAUUAUAACGUCACCGUCAUCAUUCGCCAUAGCAGCGCCUAGACGAGUUGAGGUGACCGCCGCCACCCUGUCGUCGUCUACCGAAUGCCAAGUGCCGUCGUCGUGUUCCGUUACCGCAGACACCGACCGGAAGUCGUCGUCGGUCUCGUCUGUCGUCCCGGUUGCCGGCGACCAAAACUUGCAACAACAACAACAAUCGCCGCACUCCGCAUCGGGGACGAAACAGCAGCAGUUGCACGACAUCGAAGAGGAAGAAGACGACGAUCAGCCGACGUCAUCGACGGGCGGCGACCAUUCGCUGAUCGUCCGUGAAACCAUUGGUUGCCCGUCUACGUCAGCAUCGUCUGGCGCCCCGUCGGCCUCGACCACGACCUGUCCCAGGGCUGCCACGACCACGGCGACGCUGUCAUCCUCGGCGCCCGCCACCGACUGGAAGCGAAAGAAAAACUUGCGCCCCAAGAGCGUGACUAACACGGUUAGUUCAGACACGUCUGGCGCCGUCGGUUCGGGUGUCCAAGAACGCGCAGCUGGCACUACGCUACCUUCGAUCAACGACAACGACGACAACGACAACAACAACAACAACAGUAACGACAACAGUCAAGCGUCUACGUCUGCAGCUGCAGCGGCUGUAGCGGCAGCGGCCUCCACCGUAUCUGUCACGGCCAAGAUGCAAGCGGAACAGGGCAGCAUCGGUGACCUGCAAAAGUACCACAAGUUCCUCCGGAAUCGUAGGCACACGCUAGCCAACGUUCGGUAA